Globicephala melas (long-finned pilot whale) is the source of this 4127-nucleotide messenger RNA. RefSeq names its product engulfment and cell motility 1 (gene ELMO1). Lineage: Eukaryota; Metazoa; Chordata; Mammalia; Artiodactyla; Delphinidae. Gene Ontology annotation, cellular component: guanyl-nucleotide exchange factor complex; plasma membrane. Gene Ontology annotation, biological process: cell motility; actin filament organization. The record is from RefSeq and is a predicted model, not a curated record.
AUAGCAGAACUGAGGCGUACACGGUGUUUGACAUUUUCUUCUUUUUAAGUAGGGGGACUUCAAAAAGUCGUGGGCACCCCCAUCCCCCAGGCAAAGUGCAGUGGGCCGGCGUCAGGGCGCCGGCUGGAGGCGGACGCGCCAACCACGCGUGUCCGGGCGCAGGUGCGGGGGGCGACGGCGGCCACUCCGCAGCGUCCGCUCGGGAGGAGAUUUCGCGGCUAAUCUCGGGAUGCCUUGCAGAUGCAAAAUGUGUCUCUGGCCAGCAGGAGGAAGGAAGAGGAAGUGAGAGCAGCGGCCGCCGGCGGCGCAGCAGCCGGCCGACCCGGAGUGUAAGUGCGUGUGCUCUGGCGAGCGCGAACCGGCGAGGAUGGGCAAGGGAUAGAGGCAGAGCCACUCACACCGCCGGGGCCCCGAGUUGGGCGACAGACCCUCCGGUCCCCCUUCAGUGGUCGCGGGGUCGCCAGAGCUCUGAUUGCUGGGAACCCUCGCCGCCGCCGCCGCCGCCGCCGUCCUGCGACCCCGGGCAGGAUCUUAGUUUCCUGACCAAGGAUUGAACACGUAAUCUUGGCAGUAAAAGCUCGGAGUCCUAACCACUGGACCACCAGGGAAUUCCCUGUAUAGACACGUGCGGCCAUCUACACUGUAGGAUCCCGCUUCCACCGGCUUUGGACAUUGCGGGGAUUUGCAAUGCCACCACCUGCGGACAUCGUCAAGGUGGCCAUAGAAUGGCCGGGUGCCUACCCCAAGCUCAUGGAAAUCGACCAGAAAAAACCACUGUCUGCAAUAAUAAAGGAAGUCUGUGAUGGGUGGUCCCUUGCCAACCAUGAAUACUUUGCACUGCAGCACGCUGAUAGUUCAAACUUCUAUAUCACAGAAAAGAAUCGCAAUGAAAUAAAAAAUGGCACUAUCCUUCGAUUAACCACAUCUCCAGCUCAAAACGCCCACCAGCUCCAUGAACGAAUCCAGUCGUCGAGUAUGGACGCCAAGCUGGAGGCCCUGAAGGACUUGGCCAGCCUCUCCCGGGAUGUCACGUUUGCCCAGGAGUUUAUCAAUCUGGAUGGCAUCUCUCUCCUCACGCAGAUGGUUGAAAGCGGCACUGAACGAUACCAGAAAUUGCAGAAGAUCAUGAAGCCUUGCUUUGGAGACAUGCUGUCCUUCACCCUGACGGCCUUUGUGGAGCUGAUGGACCACGGAAUAGUGUCCUGGGAUACGUUUUCGGUGGCAUUCAUUAAGAAGAUAGCAAGUUUUGUCAACAAGUCAGCCAUAGACGUCUCCAUCCUGCAGCGGUCCUUGGCCAUUCUGGAGUCCAUGGUGCUCAACAGCCAUGACCUCUACCAGAAGGUGGCGCAAGAGAUCACUAUCGGCCAACUCAUUCCCCAUCUUCAAGGGACAGAUCAAGAAAUCCAAACCUAUACCAUUGCGGUGAUUAAUGCACUUUUCCUGAAGGCUCCUGAUGAGAAGAGGCAGGUUGGUGUAGAGAGCAGUGUUGACAUCCUUGAUUGUCCUCUGACUGAGAUGGCGAAUAUUUUGGCUCAGAAGCAACUGCGUUCCAUCAUCUUAACACAUGUCAUCCGAGCUCAGCGGGCCAUCAACAAUGAAAUGGCACACCAGCUGUACGUGCUGCAGGUGCUAACCUUUAACCUUUUGGAAGACAGGAUGAUGACUAAGAUGGAUCCCCAGGACCAGGCUCAGCGGGACAUCAUAUUUGAACUUCGAAGAAUUGCUUUUGAUGCAGAGUCUGAACCAAACAACAGCAGCGGCAGCAUGGAGAAGCGCAAGUCCAUGUACACCCGGGAUUAUAAAAAACUUGGCUUCAUUAAUCAUGUCAACCCUGCCAUGGACUUUACCCAGACACCUCCUGGGAUGUUAGCUCUGGACAAUAUGCUCUACUUUGCCAAGCACCACCAGGAUGCCUACAUUCGGAUUGUGCUUGAGAACAGUAGCCGAGAAGAUAAGCAUGAAUGUCCCUUUGGCCGCAGUAGUAUAGAGCUGACCAAGAUGCUGUGUGAGAUCUUGAAAGUGGGCGAGCUGCCUAGUGAGACCUGCAACGAUUUCCACCCGAUGUUCUUCACCCACGACAGAUCCUUCGAGGAGUUUUUCUGCAUCUGUAUCCAGCUCCUGAACAAGACAUGGAAGGAAAUGAGGGCAACCUCUGAAGACUUCAACAAGGUAAUGCAGGUGGUGAAGGAGCAGGUUAUGAGAGCUCUUACAACCAAGCCUAGCUCCCUGGACCAGUUCAAGAGCAAACUGCAGAACCUGAGCUACACCGAGAUCCUGAAAAUCCGCCAGUCUGAGAGGAUGAACCAGGAAGACUUCCAGUCUCGCCCGAUUUUGGAACUAAAGGAGAAGAUUCAGCCAGAAAUCUUGGAGUUGAUCAAGCAACAACGCCUGAACCGCCUCGUGGAAGGGACCUGCUUUAGGAAACUCAACAGCCGGCGGAGGCAAGACAAGUUUUGGUAUUGUCGGCUGUCACCAAACCACAAGGUCCUGCAUUAUGGAGACUUGGAAGAAAGUCCUCAGGGAGAAGUGCCCCACGAUUCCUUGCAGGACAAACUGCCGGUGGCAGAUAUCAAAGCUGUGGUGACGGGAAAGGACUGCCCUCAUAUGAAAGAGAAAGGUGCCCUUAAACAAAACAAGGAGGUGCUUGAACUUGCUUUCUCGAUCCUGUAUGACUCAAACUGCCAGCUGAACUUCAUAGCUCCUGACAAGCAUGAGUACUGUAUCUGGACAGAUGGGCUGAAUGCGCUGCUGGGGAAAGAUAUGAUGAGUGACCUGACGAGGAAUGACUUGGACACGCUGCUCAGCAUGGAAAUCAAGCUCCGCCUCCUGGACCUGGAAAACAUUCAGAUCCCCGACGCACCUCCACCCAUCCCCAAGGAGCCCAGCAACUAUGACUUUGUCUAUGACUGUAACUGAAGCGCCCGGGCCCCAGAAGCUCCCCCUCCCAAACUGGAAGAGCUAGCUAACAGGAGAGAAGAAUGAAAACGCUCCCAUGCCUUGGAAUCCGCUGUGGUAGAGGAAAGCUGUGGUCCACAUUUCCUUUGGCCCCAACGCCUCUAGCCCCGGCGUCUUCCUGCCCCUCCCUGGCAUCCUGCUCACCGCCCUGAUUCCGUUUCUAGACUCCGAAUCUUUAGGUCACCUCCCGUUGCUGCAGCCUAAGGAGGGAGAAAAGCAAAACCCACCGCCAGUAAGGGAGCCAGAGGGCCCUUCCAUCUUCAUCCCAGCAGGCAAGCCCUCCCCUCCUGGAGGCUGAAAGCCAGCAGCACCAGACCGCCCCCAAACCUACAGCCAGACCCAGGGCUGUGCCCGAGGCCUGUGUCUGGAAGAAGCAGUCUAGCUACUUGAGAAGACCAAACUCCUCGUCCCCCUGCUCUCUAGAGUCCGCUCACACCGCCAGCUCCAUGUGCACUGAAAUCUGCUUCCAAGCCCCCUCCCUCCCGUGUCCCGGCCUUUGCCUGCCCUGUCCCUCUCUGGUCCCAAGAGCAACAGCAGAAGCUUCUUCCUAGUUCUUCCCAGGGCUGGGUCUCCAGACACAGUCCGUGGGUCCCAUGGCCACUUCACGUCUGCCCUGUGACUGUGACCACCCUUCCUGCCUCCCAGCUAGUCUUGGCUUUCCUCUCCCCGCCCCAGCCCAGACCUGCCCUCUUCGUUGCCACACACCCUUCCAGCGCCUUAGCUGAAAGCACAAAUGGUGAAACCAGUCCCCGUGCUCCAUCUCUAAUGUACUAAAUCUAAAAGCCCCGAUGAGAGGCAGUUGCUUAUCGAAGGGUUUGGUGGUCCUUCUCCUGGUGGUUCUGCUGAGCACAGGUUUCCACAGGAUGGUCAAGUAUCCAAGUUUACAUCAUUGUACUUAUUACAGGUAUUGACAGUUUGCAAGGGUUCAGGGUUAUUGGUUUGGGGGGGGGGAGUGGGUUAUGUUUUUUUGGUUAUUUUUUUUCUUUGCUUUGUUUUUGUACAAAAGAGUCUAACAUUUUUUGCCAAACAGAUAUAUAUUUAAUGAAAAGAAAAGAUACAUAAAGGUGUGUACUUUCCAAGGUUUUUUUUUUUUUUAAUUAUUUGAAUCCUAAACCUCUUCCUGAGAAUAACAUUCCCCUAAACAUGCUGUGGAAUAAAAUUAAUUGUGAUGA